Messenger RNA from Arabidopsis thaliana (thale cress), 1176 nucleotides. Its product is annotated as F-box and associated interaction domains-containing protein. Bases 1 to 1176 code for a protein of 391 amino acids. The transcript has a single exon. Lineage: Eukaryota; Viridiplantae; Streptophyta; Magnoliopsida; Brassicales; Brassicaceae. The record is from RefSeq and is marked reviewed.
AUGGAGCAAAGAGAAGAGAAGACCGAAAAUAUCCAGAGAAAAAGAAGCAGAGGAAAAUCUUCAUCAUCAUCCUUACCUCUCGAUCUAACCUCGGAGAUAUUCUCAAGGCUGCCUGCGAAGUCUGUCGUGAGGUUUCGUUGUGUUUCAAAGCUUUGGUCAUCAAUCACCACCGCUCCAUAUUUCACCAACUCCUUUGAAACUCGGCCGAAUCUCAUGUUCUUUUUCAAAGAAGGUGACAAGUUCUUUGUUUUCACGAUUCCUCAACACAAUCAGAAUCCGAACGAGUCUUAUUCUUAUUCUUCUUCUGAGAUUAUUGAUAGUUACCAUACAACCUAUCCAAAACGUUGUUGCGUCACCACUUUAACCGAGUCGGUCCACGGCUUGAUCUGCUUUCGAAAAGCAGCAACCCCUAUAAUUUGGAACCCUACUAUGAGAAAGUUCAAACCUUUACGCAAGCUGGAUGAGAGGUGGAAGAAUAUAAAAGUCUCUUUAGGGUACGAUCCAGUUGAUGGUAAACACAAAGUAGUGUGCAUGCCGUAUGGUAAUGCUUUUUAUGAGUGUCGGGUGUUAACAUUGGGAUCAGAUCAAGAAUGGAGAACUGUUAAAACCAACCACAAAAAUAGCCCUUUUACAUUCCAUGGUGGAGUUUGUUAUAGACAAUCCAGAUGCAUCAACGGUGUUAUAUAUUAUCGAGCUGAUACUAAUUCUGGUCGGGUGAUAUUGAGUUUCGAUGUAAGAUCUGAACGGUUCGAUGUGAUAGAAUUACCAUGGGAUGAGAAUUUUGGGCUUGUGAUGAUGAUGUCUUAUAAAGGAAGGUUAGCUUGUCUUGGUUUCAAUCAUGAGAAGAAUAGUCGUUCAAUGUGGGUUUUGGAGAAUGUAGAGCAGCGCGAAUGGUCGUGUCAUACCUAUUUACCUAUUUCUCAUUAUGAGCCGGGUUUGGAGAACUAUUUCAAUCUAACAGGUAUCACUAAUGAUGGUGAACUGAUUUACGUACCAAACACUGUGCUCGAACGUUUUCAUGUUAUAUAUUUUGAUGCAAUAAGAGAGACGUUUAGAAGAGUCAUAUACAAAGGAGUUGCAGAUAAAGGUUUUCGACUACGCAAUGGACUUGAAGACAAACCUAUACGUAGACUCCACUUUUUCCCCAAUCACAUUGAAACUCUCAUGUCUUUGUAA